AUGGCGAUGAAACUCAAGUAUCUUUCCUCCAUUGCAGAGGAAGUUGUAGCAAAAUGUUCACAGAAAAUCGACAUGUCGGUGGAGAAAUUGGUGGAAGAUUUUGAAAAAAGAUGGACACCUGAUGAAGGAAAUUACUGCAAAAAUUUAGUUGAAUUUUGUAGUGGGAAGGCUCUGACUCAAAUGUGUCGCAACAUAGGUGAAGAAAUCAAUAAUGGUUCUUUUGGAAGGUUAUCCUAUGAUAUCAUGCUUGCUUGGGAGAGACCUACCUACUAUGAUGAUGAUGAGUAUAUGGAAGCUGAAGCAAAGGAGAAAGAAGAAAAGAAAUCAACUGUGAAAACCACACAAGAACAGGAUGAUAUAUCUCUUUUUUAUUCAGACAUCAUGCCCCUCCUUGUUAGUAAUGAUCCAACUGUUGGAGAGGAUGCGUUUGUAUGGUUGGGAUCAUUAGUUCCAUUAGUUGCAGAUGUCGCAAAUGGAAGGUUCACUUUCGAAACUUUAACAGCAUCGACAGGCCUCCGACUACAUUUUCCAGCAUACGACAUGUUCUUGAAAGAAAUGGAGAAGUGCGUAAGACAUUUGCAGAAACAGGCAACACCAACUGGCGUGGAACUAGCGGAAGAUGAAUGUAUAUUACAUGUAGAAGGAACAGCCAGCUCUCAGCGAGUCAUUCGUCACAUUGGAACAACAAGUUGGCCUGGUAGGCUUACACUGACCAAUUACGCUCUUUACUUUGAGGCUUCGGGAGUAAUAAAGUAUGACGAUGCUCUCAAAAUAGACCUAUGUAAUGAUGCCGAGCAGAGUGUUAAACCAACUGCCACAGGUCCAUGGGGAGCCCAACUUUUUGACAAGGCCAUAGUCAUUGAAUCAACUGAUUUAUCAGAGGCGGUUGUGCUGGAGUUUCCGGAGCUUACAAGUUCCACAAGACGUGACCAUUGGAUGGCAUUGAUAAGGGAAAUAAUGUUCCUCCAUCAGUUUUUAUCAAAGUACAACAUAAAUUGCCCAAUACAAACAUGGGAGAUGCAUGCAAGGACAAUAUUAGGAAUCAUAAGGCUUCAUGCAGCAAGAGAAAUGCUAAGAAUAUCACCUCCUGUUCCAACAAAAUUCUUAAUAUUUUCCUUAUAUGACGAAAUACCGAAGGGUGAUUAUGUGCUUGAAGAGCUUCCUGAUAGCCUCAGAAAGGUUAAUAGUGGAAAGCAAUGUAGUGCAAGUUCUAUCCUUAAGAGUAUGCACAUUGACGGACCAGUAGUUUCCAAUACGACACUAGAAGAGGCGAGUCAAGUAGAUAAAAGUGUCCCUGUUAGAGGUGAUAGUCCCUCGUUGGAUUCAGCUAUUAAACAAUCUAGGGAGGAAGAAAAGAGAGUUCUCGUUGCUAAAGCUACCACUGAAGAGUUAAAGGAUGAAGGAGUCACUGACAGUGUUCUUGUUCUAACGGAACUACUAAAGCCACUUCAAAAUGCUGUCCCUUGGUUACAAAAAAUCUUCACAUGGGAAAAACCAAUAGCUACCGUUGCUGUUCUGGCUGCAUCCCUAAUAAUCACUUAUAUGGAAUGGGUUGGAAAAACAGCUGCAGCUUUCUUGGUUUGGGUGAUAAUAAAAAUGCUUAAGGCAAGAGAGGAAAAGCUUAAUGAAAAAUGCAAUGAGAUAGUAAUCAGUAGAUCCAAUAUGGCUUCUGAUCAAUCUACAAUGGAUAGUAUUGUCUCAGCCCAACAUGGAUUAUACACUGUUCAUGAAAUGAUGCAGAUAGCUAACAUAGCAAUGUUAAAGAUAUGGUCUAUACUUAUUUCCAAGGCUGAUAAGCAUGCAAAUGCAGUGAUGGUAGCAAUGGGUGGAUUAGCAUUCUUAUUAGCAGUAAUUCCAUUCAAAUUCUUCCUAAUGGGUCUCAUUGUGCAAAGUUUCACCAUGAAUUUAAAGACAAGCAACAAGUCUAAUUCAGGAACUGGGAAUAGAAGGUUGAAGGAAUGGUGGGACUCAAUACCAAUUGUCCCUAUCCGUGUAGUAGACAAUGAUCCUAACACUCGAUGUGCUAAAUAAGCUUUGCUUGUGUAUAAAUGGAAGUGA
Trifolium pratense (red clover) is the source of this 2058-nucleotide messenger RNA. RefSeq lists its product as uncharacterized. Lineage: Eukaryota; Viridiplantae; Streptophyta; Magnoliopsida; Fabales; Fabaceae. The coding region runs from base 1 to 2031 and encodes 676 amino acids. The transcript is spliced from 10 exons. The record is from RefSeq and is a predicted model, not a curated record.